Penicillium cinerascens is the source of this 1263-nucleotide messenger RNA. Its product is annotated as 2EXR domain-containing protein. The transcript has a single exon. Bases 1 to 1263 code for a protein of 420 amino acids. The record is from RefSeq and is a predicted model, not a curated record. Lineage: Eukaryota; Fungi; Ascomycota; Eurotiomycetes; Eurotiales; Aspergillaceae.
AUGCGUGACCGGGCGAUAUCCCCUCCGUCUCCUCGGCCACAUCUGCAGAUCUUCAACUUCCUCCAGGCACCAUCCACCCUUAACUCAAGCUUCACACUAUUUCCAUUGCUACCACCCGAGAUUCGUUUAUUGAUAUGGCAUCACUCCUUGCGACGCCAGCGCAUUGUCGAUGUAGCUCUGGAGGCUUGCACACAACGUGAUGCUCCGUAUGGGUGCACUGAUGGCAAGCAGCAUCGAGCCGUAGUCUCCGGACACCAAGUACUCAGCAAGUUACUGCGCGUGAAUAGUGAAGCCAGACAAGCAGCACUAUCAUUCUACCGGGUCCAUAUUCCCUGCCAGUUCUUCACAUCCGACAGAGAACACGUCCCGACGACCAUGACAUUCUAUUUCAACCCGGAAUACGACAUGCUCAGAUUCUUCUUUCGCAACACAGUGUCGGACGCCUUCAUCCACUUUCUCUAUCACCUGAAGCACACUUACGACCCGCAACGCGCUGGUCUCCUCAGACUGGCGGUGGACAUCGACAGUUUAAGUGACAACGCCUUGAGAAUCUUCGAUCUUUCACGCUUCGAAAACGAUGUAAGAGAAUGUGUGGUGGAUACUCUCAACCAGCUACAGGAGGUCUUCUUCAUCGAAGUGGUAUCCAUCGGACGCCAGAUCUUGGGCUACAUGAGCGGGAUCAACACAUCCGACAACAUGUUCAACCGCUCGUUCCCCAUACUGACCGCGACAACAUUAAAAUUUGACCGUCUUCCUCGGGACCCACGUCAUAUUGCCGAAGAUCUCGGUCAACUACACAUGGGGCAUGACCCGCGAAACAUGGUUCUUGUUUGGCGAGACAUAUUGAAGAAAUGGGCCGCUGUGCCAUCUCAGGCUGAAUAUAAAUUGCUAUUAGCAUUUUCGCCUCCAGGCCAGAACCUCGUUUCCGACCGCAAGAGCGCAGAUGCAUGGCUACAGAAUGAAGAGGAUGAAUGGACUGGGAAAUGGCGUCUUGGUGACAGAUUGGAGAAUGGGAAUUGGGCUUUGCGCUAUUGGGGGUCAACGGAUCGGUUUUCACACUGCCAGGUCGGUGCAUUGCACGAGAAGUACCGGAACGAGGACCUUGAGAAGGCCGUGAAGCCUGCGUUUGGGUUCUGGUUGUUUCCUCUUGAGGUACUCGGGUCUGUCACUGUGGAAGAACUUGAUCGAUGGAACUGGCCGGAACUAUGUAUAAUGACGGAUCACUGGCCGGAACUUGCACUGUCCGAUUUACCCGGGAAAUAA